GGGGGGGCUGUGACGCUCGGGGGUGGUGUCGCCGAAGAGUUGGUGUCGCCGAGGGGUUAGUGUCGCCGGUGGCGGCGCGUUCCGGCCAGCGCCAUGGCUGUAAACUACAGCGCGAAGGAGGAGGCGGACGGGCACCCCUCGGGCGGCGUCGGGGUGCCCGGUGGCGGAGCGGUGGGCGGCGGAGGUGGAGGCGGCGGGGCCGUGAAGACCCGCAAGCCCGAUAACACGGCGUUCAAGCAGCAGCGGCUGCCGGCCUGGCAGCCCAUCCUGACGGCGGGCACGGUGCUGCCGGCCUUCUUCAUCAUUGGCCUCAUCUUCAUCCCUAUCGGCAUCGGCAUCUACGUCACCUCCAACAACAUCCGCGAGUACGAGAUUGACUAUACAGGAACAGAGCCUUCCAGUCCCUGCAACAAAUGUUUAAAUGUGUCCUGGGACAGCUCCUCACCUUGUACUUGCACCAUCAAUUUCACACUGGAACAUUCAUUUGAGAGCAAUGUAUUCAUGUAUUAUGGACUUUCCAACUUCUAUCAAAACCAUCGGCGCUACGUGAAAUCUCGAGACGACAGCCAGCUCAACGGAGAUAACAGCUCACUGCUUAAUCCGAGUAAGGAGUGUGAGCCUUACCGCACCAAUGAGGACAAACCCAUUGCUCCUUGUGGAGCUAUUGCCAACAGCAUGUUUAAUGAUACCCUGCAGUUAUUCCGCAUUGAGAAUGAGACGCGGGUGCGUAUUAACCUGAUUAAAAAAGGCAUUGCCUGGUGGACAGAUAAAAAUGUGAAGUUCAGGAAUCCUACAGGAGAUGGAAAUAACUUAACUGCACUUUUCCAAGGUACAACAAAGCCUGUGAACUGGCCCAAGCCAGUGUACAUGCUGGACUCGGAGCCUGACAACAACGGCUUUAUCAACGAGGACUUCAUUGUGUGGAUGCGCACAGCUGCUCUGCCCACCUUCCGUAAGCUCUAUCGCCUCAUCGAAAGGAAGGACAACCUGGAGCCUACUCUACAGGCUGGAAACUAUUCUUUGGUUAUUGACUACAAUUAUCCUGUACACAGUUUUGAUGGACGAAAGAGAAUGAUCCUAAGCACCAUCUCGUGGAUGGGAGGCAAAAAUCCCUUUCUGGGAAUUGCUUACAUCACUGUUGGGUCCAUCUGCUUCUUCUUAGGAGUUGUAUUGCUGAUCAUCCAUCACAAAUACGGAAACCGAAACACUAGUGCAGACAUUCCCAAUUAACCCUCCUGCACUCUGCAAGCAAAUAAAUGUACUGCAUGUGCAUCAAGGCCAGUCCAGAAUGGACCCAGCUUUUGAAAGACAAAUCUCUGCUCCUGUCACUUCUGAGACUGGGUACCUAAUUCUUCUCUAAAGCUCACCUUUCUCAUGCUGUGGGUUAACUCCUGCCAAUGAAGGGUGUACAAUUAGCUACGCUGAUUGUAUCUCUGCCCAACUCAGAAACAGGCUCCUUCUGAUUUUUGCCUCUUAACUGGGCAGGCCACAUGAUGCAUAUAGCUCCCGUUCCCUUGAUGCAUCUGCUGCUUGUUCAUGUGUUGUGUAACCUCGGUGUGAUUCAGUACGUAGAGGUUUUGUGGAGACAGACUGUUAGAAGAUGCUGUAAAUGGUUAGCUUUCAGGCACCUGGCGGAAGGAAGAGUCAAGUCUUAAAUGUUUUGUUUUCAGGUCACUGUCUCGUGUGCAUGGGCUCUUACAUUUCUUGCUGAAAGUUUAAUAUAUUUAUAGAAGUUGUUAAAUAUUUUUUUUCCCCUGUGUCUUACCCACCUCUGUGAUGUUAAAUCCUUUAAGUGCUGUGUGGAUUUCAGCGCUCUGGAUUCUUUGUAUAUUUCCAUUGUAUGUGCCUGGCCAGUAAACGAGCAUCCUAUGGAGACACCAGAAAACUGUUUUGUUAAUUAUCUGCCUGAGUCCCUUUUAAGGAUUGUUCUAAUUUGGGAAAUGUUUGUUGCAGGUAGAAUCUGCUUUUUUAUUGUUCUGGUUUUGUCUUUAAGUCACAUCCAAUACUAAUUUACACAUUCUGCUUGCUGGGUUUGCUGUUUAUGACCAGCUCCAAGCAUUGUGAAGAACCCAAGAAGGUGUUGGGUUUUUUUUUUUGUUCCAUUCAUAGAUUUGGGUGAAUUCCUUUUUAUUGAAGGAGUUUCUUAAUUUUCUUGAGACAUAUGUGUUCUGAACAGGCUUUGUUGUAAAGGAGGUGUCACAGGCUUUGGAGUGAACACCACAUCCAGUUUUUUGGGAUGUUAUAGUAAACUCUAGAAAUUCCUAAGCUGAGAUGGCAGGAGCCUCUUUUCACUGAAAUGCAGGUUGAGCUUGCUGUGAAACCUGAUUGAAAGACUGCAGUUAGAGGCCAUGUGCAGGUUAGUCUUCAAUUCCAGAAGGGUUCAUUUGUAGGUUAAUUAAAAGCUAACUGUAACCUGUAAAAAAAAUUACUACUUUUUGGUGACUUUUUCUUUUCUUUUCUUUUUUUUUUUUGUAGAUGAUGCACAGAAAUUGUAAUGUAUAUGGUGGAGAUCACUUUAUAUGCAACUAGCUUGAUAAAGUAUUGACUAUCUAAAAAAGAAAAACACCUAAUAAAUUCUGCAAACCAUUUAAUAAGAGAA
Molecule: messenger RNA, 2599 nt
Organism: Pogoniulus pusillus (Red-fronted tinkerbird)
Lineage: Eukaryota; Metazoa; Chordata; Aves; Piciformes; Lybiidae
Gene: CDC50A
Product: transmembrane protein 30A
Exons: 7
Coding region: 94-1230 (378 amino acids)
Cellular component (GO): Golgi apparatus; plasma membrane; endoplasmic reticulum
Source: RefSeq, a predicted model, not a curated record